This is a messenger RNA of Lachancea fermentati, 1086 nucleotides long. The record is from the annotation of a GenBank genome assembly. Lineage: Eukaryota; Fungi; Ascomycota; Saccharomycetes; Saccharomycetales; Saccharomycetaceae.
AUGUUGAGAAACGGUUUUGCAGCCUCGAAGAGAUCUAUGGCCACUGUUGCCGCGGAACAGUUGUUGCCCAAGAAGUAUGGUGGUCGCUACACGGUGACGCUAAUCCCAGGUGACGGUAUCGGUAAAGAAGUGACCGACUCCGUCGUCUCUAUAUUCGAAUCGGAAAACGUGCCCAUUGACUGGGAGACUGUGAGCAUCUCUGGUUUGGACAACCAAGAAGGUGUUCAAAAGGCGGUUGAGUCGCUCAAGAGAAACAAAGUUGGUUUGAAGGGUAUCUGGCACACACCUGCAGACCAGACCGGUCACGGUUCGUUGAACGUCGCAUUGAGAAAGCAAUUGGACAUCUUCGCCAACGUUGCAUUGUUCAAGAGUGUUCCAGGUGUCAAGACGCGUCUGCAAAACAUCGACUUGGUGGUGAUCAGAGAAAACACCGAAGGUGAGUACUCUGGUUUGGAACACGAGUCCGUUCCAGGCGUGGUCGAAUCUCUCAAAAUCAUGACUAAGCCCAAGUCUGAAAGAAUUGCUAGAUUCGCCUUCGACUUCGCUCUAAAGAACAACAGAAAGUCCGUGUGUGCUGUGCACAAGGCUAACAUCAUGAAGUUGGGUGAUGGUCUCUUCAGAAACUGUGUCAACGAAGUCGGUGCUAAGGAGUAUCCAGAGAUCGAGGUCAAGAACAUCAUUGUCGACAACGCUUCCAUGCAAGCCGUUGCCAAGCCUCACCAAUUCGACGUUUUGGUUACCCCUAACUUGUACGGUUCCAUCUUGGGCAACAUCGGUGCUGCCCUAAUCGGUGGUCCAGGCUUGGUCCCAGGUGCCAACUUUGGUAGAGAAUUCGCAGUGUUUGAACCAGGUUCCAGACACGUCGGUCUAGAUAUCAAGGGCCAAAAUCUUGCCAACCCAACUGCCAUGAUCUUGUCUUCUUCUUUGAUGUUGAGACACUUGGGUUUGAACAGCUACGCUGACAGAAUUUCUAAGGCAACCUACGAUGUGAUUGCUGAAGGUAAGUCUGUCACCAAAGACAUUGGAGGUACUGCUUCUACUACAGAAUUUACCAAUGCUAUCAUUGAGAAGUUGAAGACUUUAUGA